Molecule: messenger RNA, 2487 nt
Organism: Periophthalmus magnuspinnatus
Lineage: Eukaryota; Metazoa; Chordata; Actinopteri; Gobiiformes; Gobiidae
Product: protein IWS1 homolog
Exons: 15
Coding region: 172-2274 (700 amino acids)
Biological process (GO): poly(A)+ mRNA export from nucleus
Cellular component (GO): nucleus
Source: RefSeq, a predicted model, not a curated record
GCGCAGAUCACGGCGCCAUUUUGGAUCUACAGCUGCUGGAGCAGGAGCUAACAGUUUUGUUUCGGAUUUAUAGUUUAAACAUCACGUGUUUUGUCUGUUUGUUUAUCCAGUGUUUUUUUUUAACUUCACGGAGAGUCCCCGAAGCCUCCCGGGGCCCGAGCUGGAGCGCACAUGGACGGGGAAGAGGACGAGUUUAUGCCCAGGAGCCACUCUGAUGAUGGAGGUGGAACUCCAGUCCAAGACGAACACCCGCAGUCAGACGCAGAGGAAGCCAAAAGCGACAGACGUCAAUCAGAGGAUGAGGGCAUUAAUGAUGAGACCGCACAGCCGAUGGACACCAGUGGAGCCAUGAGCGAUUCCGAAGGAGAAAUACCCAGGAAAGAUCAGGAUGAGGACAGCGAAAACGAGCUGGAAAAAGACCAGGAAGAGCACAGCGACAACGAAAUCAAAGGGCACGAUCCGAGCAACGACAUGGAACAAAUGAAAGAACUUGGAGACAUGAGUGGAAGUGACGAGGAAUCUCCAGAAAAACAUAGAUCCAGCGUUUCCGAGGAUGAAUCUCCGAGCAAACAGCCCCAGUCUGACCAGGAGGAGGAUCCAUCCAGUUCACCCAAGCGCAGGGGCAGCAUGUCGGAUGCAGAGGAGGGAGGAGAUGUUGCCCGGGAAACAGAAAACGCAAACAAAAUUACGUCUGACUCGGAAUCUGAAAAACAUGACAGUGAUUCGGAUCGAGGAAUGAGAAAGAAAAAGAGACAGUUGGACUCGGAUGAUGAAGAGACGGUGGUAGAGAGAGGGGGGGAGGAGAGGGGGGAGAAAGAGGGAGAGGGGGAGUCAGGGAAGUGGAAGGGAGUGAUGCAGUCCGACAGUGAAGAAGAGGAAGGAGAAAGGAUGAAGGCUAAGAGCGAGGGAGAACAAAAUGGAGGACAGAAGGACAGUGGCGAUGAAGACGACAGACCAGUUAAAAGGAAAAAGGCCAUUUUGUCUGACAGUGAAGACGAGGAGGAAGAAAAGGCAGACGAACCUGUGAAGAGGAGUAGAGCGGUGUCGGACGGCGAGGACUCAGACUCCGCCUCCUCCGUGGGGCCCGAUAAAUCGUUAGCAGCUAAACUCCGAGAGCUCGGGUCGGCCAGCGAAGACGAAGAAGAGACAAAGACAGAAGUGAAGAAGGACGAGAAGGCUCUGUUUGGAAGUGACAGCGACUCCGCAGAGGAUGAAGAGGAGAAAAUGAUCGCAGACAUCUUUGGAGAAUCAGGAGACGAAGAAGAGGAGGAGUUCACUGGCUUUAACCAGGAGGAUCUGGAGCAGGAGAAGAAAGAAACUCCUCAAAAGAAACAACAAGAAGAAGACUCUGACUCGGACGAAGGAGUCGACCGCAGCGGACAGGACAUUAGUUUCAUGUCAGACUUUGACAUCAUGUUGGCCAAGAGAAAAGCCAUGAACAGCAAGAGGCGAAAACAUCGAGACGGAGGAACGUUUAUCAGCGACGCCGACGACGUGGUCAGCGCCAUGAUCAACAAGAUGAACGAGGCUGCCGAGGAGGAUCGAUCUCUAAACAGUCAGAAGAAACCAGCUCUGAAGAAGCUCACGCUCCUGCCUCAGGUCGUGAUGCAUCUGAAAAAGCAGGACUUAAAGGAGACGUUCAUCGACAGUGGGGUCAUGUCAGCCAUUAAAGAGUGGAUCAGCCCUCUGCCAGACAAGUCUCUGCCCGCGCUCAGGAUCAGAGAGGAACUGCUCCGAAUACUACAGGAGCUGCCCAGUGUGAGCCAGGAGACGCUGAAGCACAGUGGGAUCGGACGAGCCGUGAUGUUUCUGUACAAACAUCCCAAAGAGUCAAGAACCAACAAAGACCUGGCUCUGAAGCUCAUCAACGAGUGGUCACGGCCGAUCUUUGGGCUCACGUCAAAUUACAAAGGAAUGACACGAGAAGAGCGACAACAGAGAGACCUGGACCAGCAAAUGCCCCAGAGACGCAGGCUCAGUUCUGGAGGUCAGACGCCGCGCCGUGACUUGGAGAAGCAGCUGACUGGAGAGGAGAAAGCCCUGCGACCAGGAGAUCCGGGGUUCUGCGCCCGAGCCCGAGUUCCCAUGCCGUCCAACAAAGACUAUGUGGUCCGACCCAAGUGGAACGUGGAGGGAGACUCGAGCCGGGGUCCAGUGAAAAAAGGCCUUUCUCGUGUGGACAAACAGAUGCGUCGGUUCCAGGACAUUCGGCGUCUCACUAAAACAGGUCACGCCGUAAAGAUCAGCGUGGAGGGAAACAGGAUGCCACUUUGAUUAUUCACUUUUAUUUUAGAAUUUAAAUUUUUUAAGUUUUUUAAAUGUUUUUUGGGUAAAAGUGUAAAAGUGUCUGCUGUGAUCCAUGUGGAAUAAACAGUGGGUACAAUCAUCCGAGUCAUUUGUCAGUGAUGGAAGCUAAUUGGAGGCACUGAUCUGCCUGAAGCUCAAAUAACAUUAUAUUCACUAGCUAGCAUUAGCAUUAGCCAACAG